This is a messenger RNA of Pocillopora damicornis (cauliflower coral), 3428 nucleotides long. Its product is annotated as dystrobrevin beta. The record is from RefSeq and is a predicted model, not a curated record. NCBI's taxonomy places the organism in Eukaryota, Metazoa, Cnidaria, Anthozoa, Scleractinia, Pocilloporidae. Gene Ontology annotation, molecular function: zinc ion binding. Gene Ontology annotation, biological process: synaptic signaling. Gene Ontology annotation, cellular component: synapse; plasma membrane.
AUGAUGGAAGCAACUACCUCACCUAUCUUGGCUGGCAACAUCUUGAAUGAAUCUAUACCCAAAGAUGAAGCUGAUCAGCUCCUUCAAGACCUGUUUCAUGAGAUGAAUGAGGAGAGUUUUGAUGAAAUAAGAUUUGCAGCUUACAGAACAGCAGCAAAACUGCUCUUCAUUCAAAACAAAACCAACUUGCACUUGGUUGAUGUGUUUAACAUGAUUGAAGCAUUUAGAGAAAAUGGCCUGAAUACUCUUGACCACAACACAGAGCUCCAUGAAACAAGGCUGGAAGCAAUUGUAUCAAGUAUUUUUUAUGCUCUGAACAAACGGCUUCCCACAACUAACUACAUUGAUGUAGAACGAUCCAUAAGUCUGGUCACUAACUGGCUUCUUUAUGCGUAUGACAGUGAUGCCAUAGGUAGAAUCAGAGUGCUGUCAGUGAAAACUGCUCUUUCUACACUCUGUGCUGGACGUCUCAUAGAUAAAUUGAGAUAUCAUUUUUCACAAAUUGAGGAUGACAGAGGUUAUUUGAACUUCCCCAAGUUUGAAGCUUACUUAAGGGAAUUAUUGCAGCUCCCUGCAGCUGUUGGAGAGGCACCCACAUUUGGUUUCUCUGAAGAGAUUGUGGUCAGGUUCUUCAGUCCUGAUGGGCCUUUGAAAAGAAAUGAAACAGUUCUUCUUAAUUUUCUUGAGUGUGUCAUGGGUACUGAUGCUCCCCUUUGCUAUGUUUGGCUUGGAACCAUGCAGAAAAUGGCCAAUGCUGCAAAAUGUGAACAUCAAAUUCCUUGUCAAGUUUGCAAGACAAAGCCUGUUGUUGGCUUCAGGUACAAAUGUCUUCACUGUUACAAUUACACUCUCUGUCAGGACUGCUUCUGGAGAGGAAAGUCUUCACAAGGCCAUAAACAGGAUCAUGAUGUGCGAGAGUACUCCACUUGGAACGCUGGCGAGAGAGGCAAUUCUCUCCGAAGUAAAUUUCUCUGCGGUGGAGGACGAAAGAAACGACCUUCCCUCCCAGAGUACCCCAGGGAACCAGAGCCUAAUAAGACACUAGAUGUCACGAACAUCAUACCUCCGUUGCCUUCAGAUCUUUCCGGUCCAAAUCAAUAUGUUGAUUACGUCGCAAGCUCUACGUCACCUGAGUCAGUGGAUACCUCAAUGGAGUCGUCACAGCCAACUAAAAUGGCGGAGGAUUUGGACGGAAGAAUGGAUGAUGAGCACAAGUUGAUAUCAAGAUAUGCGGCUAGACUCGCAGCCAAUUCGCGACAGAAACCCGCCGCUAAAGUGACCAAGUCUCCAAGUCAGUCAAGCAUUGACGCCAACAGGGAACAGAGAGAACUCAUGCAGACUCUGCAAAACAAAAACAGGCUUCUCCUAAAAGAAAUUCGACGCUUGCGCGACGAGCAUGAGGAAACAUCCCGAUCAGCGGCCCAAAUCGCACAAAAUCCCCAGCUAUUGGCUGAACUUAAGUUGUUACGGCAACGAAAAGAUGAAUUAGAAUUGCGCAUGUCUGCGCUGCAAGAGAGCCGCCGAGAACUGAUGGUACAGUUAGAAGGACUGAUGAACCUGCUCAAAGCCGGUUCACCCCGGGCGCCACGCAGCCCUAAGGCACAGAGAAUGGAGGAUCAAGGCUCGCCUCUGGAUUUCGAAAGGUCUCCCUUGUCCUCAUCUGCUGCAGAACCAGGCCUUCGAUCGGAGCCUCCUCCGCUCAGUGGAGUAGAUGGUGAUAUCAAGCAAGCGUUUGGAGACCGAGCCACUGGCAGGAACUUGAGAGAUGAUCUGCUAUUGGCUGCUGACAAUGUGACUAGUGCGAUGUCCUCGCUCGUCAAAGAACUUAAUUCUGAGGAUGAAGACGAAGCGGUGAAUUUUCCCAACGGAAACACAGAUGACACUGAUCUGGAGGCCCUUGAACAGCAAGUCAAUCAGAUUAGGGAAUCACUGGAAUCACAGGAAGCCAGGGAAAAUUCAAACCUGACCAAUGGAGACAUUGUCAUGACAGAGCCAUCGGAGAAAGUUAUCCUUCACGGUCCGAGCAGGAGCGGAAAAACUCCGAAGGGUCGACGAGCAGGCUCCGAAGGCGAUACGGAUACAGACGAUGAUGACCUCAACGCUCGCAAAGGAGAUUACAAGACCUCGUCCCGAUCUCAAAUGACGGAUGACGAGAGUUACAUUCAAACCGACGACGACGAAGGUACCCAACGAACAGAUGACGAAGAUAUGGAGUGGCAGGAAUCAAUCAAGCGAUGGGUCAAUCGAUAGAUGAUUGCCAAGAAUCGAUAGAUUGUUGUAUAUCUAAGAUAAUAGUGAUCUUUAUUUUUAUAUCUUUACUCGACCGUACAAUGUCUCUUGUACUGAUAAUAAUUGUGAAAUGUGAAAUUUUUACUUGGGUUUGUCUCCUUGUUACCAAACUUAAACGGAGUCUUGGCUAGACUUACGUGCACUUUUAACUCUGAAGACCCUCAUCAAAAGUGAAAAAGUCUUUUUUUUUUUACAUAUUUUAUAUUUUCAAGUUUUUUCAAGGGUGUGCUACCUAUCUUAACUGCGUGGGCAAGGCUGGCCUGCCGAAAUAGCAUUGAAUGCUACCUCAAGCGCAACCUGGUUUCCAGGACGUUCUCCGCUCGGUCAAAACAUGCAUCUGUAACUUUGCUGAGAAGCUCUUCCUCGGUUUCGAGCAGACAACUAAGCAAGCGGGAACGCUUGGUGACUAGGAUACUUUUGCGCUUGAAUUUGCUCACUGACGAAGAAAAUAGGGGUUUGGUCAAGCAAAUUUAAGUCUUUUUAUUUAAUACUUUUUACAGAUUAUUUACUAAUAUUUCAUUUUAGUUAAAAGUCCUGGUUUUUAACUUUAUAUUUUUUUGCUUGUCUCGCCCAUUUCUUCGUACGAGUGUCAACUUUAGUUUGAUUUUACGUGUAAUGUAAUUUAGUUUGAUGAGAUUUUACAAUUGUUCUUUAGCCAAGUGAAUGAAAUGAGGUACAUUGUUAGGUGAUAACUUUCGAUUCGUUAUGAUUUGCGUGGAAAUCGAUAAUCAUUUUCCGUUAUUCGAACUCCACUUUACACUCCAUCCAUACGUAUUGCAUAACUUCACUUUCCUUUGAAGAAUUUGCUUUUGCGUCAAAUUCUUCGUGGAAAAAUCAAAUUACCCAUUAUCGUCAUCCAGGUACUUAUUUUUGCCAUGAAAAGUGACAAGAAAAUUUAAUUGAACUAACUUCAGACGCGCGUAAAAUAAAUAUAACGCAACUAAGAUAAAUAAUUAAUGCUACUUAAUUCGCUUUUAAUUCUAAAUCUAAUGUUUCAUCGCUUUCUUGUUUGCUUUUUAAAACUUUGCAAGGUGUAUACAUUGAUUAAUUUUUUAUUAACCGCUUGAAGGCUGUGAAAAAUGGAGCUGUGAAAGGUUCCAAUACGUGAAAUGUGAUGAAUAAAAAACACAUGUAAUGGC